Petromyzon marinus (sea lamprey) is the source of this 1024-nucleotide messenger RNA. RefSeq names its product beta-1,3-galactosyltransferase 2-like. Gene Ontology annotation, molecular function: N-acetyl-beta-D-glucosaminide beta-(1,3)-galactosyltransferase activity. Gene Ontology annotation, cellular component: Golgi membrane. NCBI's taxonomy places the organism in Eukaryota, Metazoa, Chordata, Hyperoartia, Petromyzontiformes, Petromyzontidae. The record is from RefSeq and is a predicted model, not a curated record. Gene Ontology annotation, biological process: protein O-linked glycosylation.
UGCUUUAAGCACAAGGGACAAUUCGGACUCAACCAUGGCGAGUAGGACUCUUGAAAUGUCCCUUAAAAACAUUCAUGACAAAGGUAAAAAUCUGGACAGUGACCCAGAGUAUGAGUACAUCCUGAAUGAGCCUGAGAAAUGCCGGAUUAAAGAUCCCUUCCUUGUGGUGCUCAUCACUUCAGUGCCCAGAGAACUGGAAAAACGUCAGGUGAUCCGAGAAACCUGGGCCAAUGAGACGCUAUUGCCAGGCAUUGUGAUUAAGAUACUUUUCCUGCUGGGGUCCAUACCUGCCUUGACCAAGGCCGACCCACUCGACUUACAGCAGCAGCUCAAAGAAGAGAGCCAUCAGCACAGAGACCUACUCCAGCAGAACUUUGUGGACGCUUACGACAACCUGACGCUCAAGACCAUGAUGGGCCUGCACUGGGUGUACGCUCACUGCCCGCAUGCCGCGUACGUCAUGAAGACGGACAGUGACAUGUUCGUGAAUCUCGAGGUCCUGGUGAAGGUCGUUCUCAAGCCUGAGCUGCCACCUCGUCCUGAUUAUUUCACGGGACACGUGAAGUGGAGCAUCUCUCCGAAUCGGAACAAGAAGAGCAAGUGGUACAUAUCCCCCGAAGAGUUCCCAGGAAAGAAAUACGCUCCGUACUGCGCUGGCGCAGGGUACGUCUUCUCGGGGUGGUUGGCAUCGCAAAUGUACAGGACGUCUCGUGUCGUUCCAAGAAUUAACUUUGAGGACGUUUAUGUGGGACUCUGCUUGGAGAAGCUAAAUGUCAAGCCGGUCGUUCCACCCCGAGGUGUCUCUUUCAGUACGCUCAAAGUACCUUUCUCCGUGUGUAAAUACAAGCAAAUUGUGACGUCCCAUCGCGUUUCCCCACCCGAGUUGCGUCUUUACUGGGAUCAACUGCAGCAGAACAAAAACAGCACGUGUGGAACAGCAAAGCGCCGAAGACGCGUGAGUCUGCCUGCACGGGGAAAUCACAAAGCAGCAUUAAAGAAAAAUAUCACACAACUGACUCCGUAG